Messenger RNA from Hevea brasiliensis (rubber tree), 1350 nucleotides. RefSeq lists its product as uncharacterized. The record is from RefSeq and is a predicted model, not a curated record. The coding region runs from base 431 to 1306 and encodes 291 amino acids. Lineage: Eukaryota; Viridiplantae; Streptophyta; Magnoliopsida; Malpighiales; Euphorbiaceae. The transcript is spliced from 2 exons.
UUAGGGCUAACUUAAGUAAUUUUCUCCAGACCAGGCGCCGCACCAUUCUCCUCCUCCUCCCCGCUCACUGCUUUUUGGUCUGGUCAUCAAUUCUCAUUGUCAAUCCUCUCUUCGGUUGGUCUUCAAGCUCCUCUUCCAAGAUCAGUCCUCAUCACGACAUCACCGGUGUUUAUCAACCUGCAGUGGCAGUGUGGCUCAAUCAAACAAUUACUUAGUCCUUUCCACUCUUCUCUCUCGAAUCGUUAUUCUAACUGCCGCCGGCUUGGAGAGGGUCUUUCGCUCUCCUUCUCCUUCUCCUUCUCCUUCUCCAAUCCACGGUGAUGACUACUCAAAGGAAGAAUAUAUGUGUAAAUGAGUCAUGCGAUUGUAAUCUUGAAGAAUGGUUGAUUAAACACAACGCUGAUGCUAGGUGGUCAAGUAAGCACCACACAUGGAAUUUGGAUCUAAAGCAUCUAUUAAUUGGAACUUAGAAUGGCCCACAUCAGAUACGGUGCAAUUGGUGCAGGGCAUGAUAACAGCUGUCAUAGAAUUUCAUUAUAAGAAUGGAAUUCACGGUUAUCUUCAUAAUCAUAAGAACUUUUUGUUGAAAUUUGGAAUGAAGUGCUAUUUAGGUGCACAUGUGAGAGACAUCAUUAAAGUUUUUAUUGUGCAUGAUGAUAAGUCAGAGAAAAAGAAUAGUGAUUUCAAAGAGAAAUCGAAAAAUGCUGAUGUGACUGAGUUAGCUAGCAUGAUUUGUUAUACCAUACUUGGUAAAGAGAUACAAGAGUUACCUUCUGAUUGGAUUAACCUAAUUGACAGCGUUAAUAUGUUAUACAUGACUAGUAGAUAUAAAACUGUUAUUCCAGUGGAAUUCGUGAAGAAUCAUCCAGCAUUGUGGCCAUGGCGAAGGAGAUUCAUGUUUUAUGAGGAAUGUUGGGUUCAAGCUACACAUUGGACGACUGUCACGCACAUAUCUAAAGGACAAAAAUAUUACAUCUGGAGGUGGGUUGAAGAUAUUGCAUCAAGUAUCAAAUUUGUUGAUUGGUCUUCUAAUAUUCCUGUGGAUACACCAAUGCGACGACUUUUUAAUGAUAUGCGUGGGCGGUCUAGAUUAAAAACAGAUAAUGGCUAUGAUCUCCUUCACUUUCUCAGGGUUUUUCAUCAUCACUACUGUGAUAGAGAUAAGUCGCAAAAUCUCAUUGUACAUCAAACUGAUAGCAAGAAUUAUGAGGAGGACGAAUUUAUCGAAAUUGUAACAACACAGUGUUUUCCAUUGUUUUUGGUGACCAUGUACAAAACAUUAUGCACAUAUGAUUUAUUUUUUUAGGUAUGUGCUUCUAGAAUUUAAUAAGCUAUUAUUUCUUUUUGUAA